This is a messenger RNA of Sorex fumeus (smoky shrew), 2190 nucleotides long. It is a transcript of the gene SCHIP1, whose product is annotated as schwannomin interacting protein 1. NCBI's taxonomy places the organism in Eukaryota, Metazoa, Chordata, Mammalia, Eulipotyphla, Soricidae. Gene Ontology annotation, biological process: positive regulation of hippo signaling. Bases 378 to 1700 code for a protein of 440 amino acids. The record is from RefSeq and is a predicted model, not a curated record. The transcript has 8 exons. Gene Ontology annotation, cellular component: plasma membrane; cell junction.
ACGCGGAGACAGCGGGAAGAAGACGGCUGCUCUGCACGGCUGGGAGCUCGGCACCUUCCUGAAGACCGAGCACUGUCCUGGGAGCCUCUGUGUCUGGGCAGCCGUGGGGUCCGCGUGGGGCCGACUUGCAGGUGGAUGAGCGCUGAGAAGCUGCGGCAGCCUUGGGCCCCCCUGGGACCACUCCCCUCCUCUCUGCGUGCUGCUGGGGGCCGUGGAGAGCCGGGCAGGGGUGCAGCGUUCCCGGGGAGCCUGCGGGCAGGCUUCCUGCCAAUGGCUCUGCCCGGCAGCCUCGGGCAGCCCUGCCCUGGCCCCUGCGGGAGCCACUUCAGAUAAGCAGCUCCUGCCUCCCAGAUGGGCGAGGGAAACUUUUCAGCACCAUGGAGAGGUCCCGGCAGUCUGACAGCGACUCCCGAGAGGAUGGGAUGGAGCUCGGCAGCGACGGCCGCAGCAGCGCCAGCUCGCGGUCCAACUCCGCCAAAGUGACCCCGUGCUCCGAGGGCCAGCCCGCGACGUCGCCGGGGGGCAGCCUGGACCUGGUGUCGGCGCUGGAGGACUAUGAGGAGCCCUUCCCGCUGGACCCGCACCCGGGCGCGGACGAGUGGGCGCCGGGCGAGGACGGCGAGGACGGCGAGGACGAGCGCGCGGGCCGCGGGCACCGCUGUCCGGCGCGCGGGCCGGGGCCCGUGAGCGCGGGGACCCGCGGCGUGGGCGGCGGCGCGCGGGCGCCCCCGGCCAUGCGGCCCCCGGUGCCCAACGGCAACGCGCCCCCGCACGACCCCCGGGACCUGGGGCACAAUGGCAACGUGGUGGCGGCGGCCGGCCGGCCCGGGGACCCCCGCGGGGCGCCGCAGACGCCCGGGCCGGCGGACGGCGGCGCCGAGGAGUCCCCCGAGCCCCCCAUGGACUGGGAGGCGCUGGAGAGGCACCUGGCGGGGCUGCAGUUCCGGGAGCAGGAGGUGCGCAACCAGGGCCCGCCGAGGACCAACUCCACCUCCGCACAGAAAAAUGAGAGGGAGUCGAUCCGGCAGAAGCUGGCACUGGGGAGCUUCUUCGAUGACGGCCCGGGCAUCUACACCAGCUGCAGCAAGAGCGGGAAGCCCAGCCUGUCCUCCAGGCUCCAGAGUGGGAUGAACCUGCAGAUCUGCUUCGUCAACGACAGCAGCAGCGACAAGGACAGCGAUGCAGACGACAGCAAGACGGAGACCAGCGUGGACACACCCCUGUCCCCCAUGAGCAAACAGAGCUCUUCCUAUUCCGAUAGAGACACGACGGAGGACGACUCGGAGCCCCUGGAUGACAUGGACUUCCUCAGCCGGCAGAAGAAGCUGCGCGCUGAGGCCAAGAUGGCCCUGGCCAUGGCCAAGCCCAUGGCCAAGAUGCAGGUGGAGGUGGAGAAGCAGAACCGGAAGAAGUCGCCCGUGGCCGACCUCCUUCCCCACCUGCCCCACAUCAGCGAGUGCCUGAUGAAGCGCAGCCUGAAGCCGGCUGACCUCCGCGGCAUGACCCUGGGCCAGCUCCAGGUCAUCGUCAACGACCUGCACUCGCAGAUCGAGAGCCUGAACGAGGAGCUGGUGCAGCUGCUGCUGGUGCGGGACGAGCUUCACAUGGAGCAGGACGCCAUGCUGGUGGACAUCGAGGACCUGACCAGGCACGCCGAGAGCCAGCAACGGCAGCUGGCGGAGAAGACACCUUCCAAGUGAGGCCGCCCACCCGCCUGCCCGCCCAGCAGGGGCUGGAGUCCUCCUGCCCCCCCCCCCCCCCCGGUCGUCAGAAACGCUGUCGCUAAAGGGGGUGUGUUGUCCUGGGCUGUCUGCGCUUCCGUCGUCUGUCCGUCCGUCCGGUGACCAGCCUCUGCUACUUAAUUUAUUUCUUUUUUAUUUUUUAACUCAGUCCCAGGCAUUUUAAUAAGAUAAGGUGACAGAAACUGUACAGUCCUGCCAUGGGCCCGGCCCGGGUCCAGCAGAGGGGAGUGUCACGGGGGUCCCCGGGGCUCAGGAUGGGCCCGCACACCCCACGCCGGAGAUGGUGCUACCCCCGGGCACGAGGGCCCGGCCCGGUGUUGACCACUCCCCUCGGCAUCUCGAGAGUGUGGAUGCCCGGGGUUUCCCUCUGAGGCAAGUGGAUGGCCUGUGGGCGCCGGGCCGAGUCUCCUGUAUAAAUAUGUAAAAUAAAGAUGAGAACUUUGUUUCA